AUGCCUGGAUUCUUGGUGCCACUUUCGACGAGAGAAGCCUUCCAGCUGCCAGAUGCAGGGGAGACGACGUUGGGCCGGAGAUCGACCUGUUCCAUUGUUUGCGCAGAUGAAACGGUAAGUGGCCUUCACUGCACCAUUUUCAGCUUGGGUCCUGAUGAUUUCGAGUUGGAGGACGCCAGCAGAAAUGGCACCUACUGGAACAAUGCGCGGUUGCUCAAGGCCUCAGAAGAUUGGGACGUGCAGAUUUGCCGCAAUUUGCCACAGUUUGAGGAUAACAUCCGUUUUGUGUAG
Messenger RNA from Cladocopium goreaui, 291 nucleotides. NCBI's taxonomy places the organism in Eukaryota, Dinophyceae, Suessiales, Symbiodiniaceae. The record is from the annotation of a GenBank genome assembly.